Messenger RNA from Talaromyces atroroseus, 1569 nucleotides. RefSeq lists its product as hypothetical. The record is from RefSeq and is a predicted model, not a curated record. Bases 1 to 1569 code for a protein of 522 amino acids. NCBI's taxonomy places the organism in Eukaryota, Fungi, Ascomycota, Eurotiomycetes, Eurotiales, Trichocomaceae. The transcript has a single exon.
AUGGCCCCACGCCCUUCGUAUCGACCCGCCAUUCUGAAGCCAGAGAGCGGAGGAAUCUAUACUUCGACCAACCUCACGAUACCAGGAAUAUUGCGGCUUAUCAUUGGGUUUCUGGUGUCCCUUUUGCUCCUUCCGCUGAACACCUCAGUUCUUUUGAGCACAGCUCUCCUCAACCGCUUUCACGCUCUACGCAGUCCAGAGCAACUUAAUCGGCAGCAGCUGUUACAAAAUCCUCACUUUUACCCCAAGACUAUUCUUAUUACCGGUGUUAGUACAGUGCGAGGACUCAAGCUAGCUCGUCAGUUUCACUAUGGAGGACAUCGGGUGAUUGGCGCUGACGUGGGCUUGCUCCCGGUUCGCCCUGGUGGCAGCAUGUCCAACACGAUCUUUGCUUAUUAUUCCGUAUCAAAAGCCCAAUACAUAUGCAACCUGAUUGAUAUUAUCAACCGAGAGAAAGUGGAUUUGUGGAUUCCAUACUCGGAUUUCGUGACGCCCGUUGAAGACGGAAUGGCGAAAAGUACGAUCGAGAGCCGCACGGCCUGUAGAUGUUUCCAUGUCAAUAUGAACUACGUGACUCUCUUUGACCAGACUGACUCGUUCUUGAAACAUGUCAGUGAGAGGGGAUUGCCAACAGCUGCAAAGCAAAAAGUCCACUCUCGUGAUUCGCUUCAUCGAAUUCUGAACGGGUCACCGAACAAAGCAUAUCUCGUUUACAAUCCCUCCAAAGGAACCGUGCAGGACGCUGUCUCCUUGCCUAAAAGUACCCGCAGUCAAACAUAUUCAGAUGUCAGUGUGCUUGAAAUCUCCAAAGAUAACCCGUGGAUCCUCCACCAACGCGGAAGACUAGGCAAGUACUGGGUAGACCUGGUCUUAGUCCGGGGCUAUGUCAGAGCUAUACAAGUCCAUCCACUACACUCACAACCAUCUGAAAAGGGCGACUCUAUCGUUGAAAAUGGUCUACAUGAAACGAUGAAGCGGCUCAUGGACAGCUUCGCAGAGAAGGUUGGACCUCGUAUCAGCGGACAUUUAUCCAUCCAACUCAUGGUUGACAAAGAAAUUGCGACCAACUCAGUGUGCUACGCCAUAUAUAUAUGUGGCUGCCGGCAAGGAAGUGCUGCCACCUCCGGGUUACUAGAUGAUCCUCCGCCGGACCUUUUUAACAUUUACUUAGAGAUACUUUCUCCCGAAGUAAAUGGAAUCCCUAGCACCCCCGAGGGGGUGCCAUUCGGCGAGUCCGGGAAAAAUCACGCUGCUGCAUGGGAGCAGCCGCGAGCCUCAUCUUCGUGGGUGGCAGAAAUAACAAAAAGACUUGCGGGACAGAUAGAACAACUCCAGCAUGCAAUUGCGCCUCUCGUUCACUUUUCUCAACGAGCGCAUGGUUUCGAGCUACUAGACCGUACCGGAUUCUCCAUACUUGAUCCGUUGCCCUGGUGGUGGCAUUACCACAUCAGUCAGCCCUUGAACAGUCUGGUUUCCCUAUUUGACGGUGAAGUUGAGAUGCCUGUGAAGAGUCAUUCAUGGAACGCCCACAUACACGGAUUCUCCACUGCAAACCGAACUCAGAGGUAG